AUGAGGCAGAAAAAAACCCAAAAACAUUCUCCAUCCAAACAUUCUGGCUCGGACUUGCAAAAGGGAAAGAGACAUCGUCGGGUCUCACAACCAGCGGAUGCUUCUCCAAUGGCUCCGGUGAGUCCCAGUCAUCAGUCUCCACUCGAUGUGCUUGUGGCUACUGAGACACCGUCCUCUACCGCCACGCCCCCUCCACCCGCAGUCUCAGGAUCUGAGGCUCAAAUUGGUGGUAAUGUUGCUCCUGUGAUCGCUGCGGAAGUAGCUGAACCAGAACCAACCACGCAGAAGGUAGUGGCUGAAGAAGCCAGGUUGUCGACAACAACAUUGGCAGAGGUUAACAACCCUCAGUCGACGGUGAAACCAGCCAACACAUGGUGCUCCCUUGUAAAAGGGACCACGAGAGAAAUCCAGAAGAAAGGAGAAGCUUACACUUUACCGAUGGAUGACAAAGGAAAGAAAACCCGCAGGGGACGAUCUCAAAGCAGAGUGUGGGUUGAAAAGAGUGCUACACAGCUAUCUCAAACACUGUCUCAAACGCUGCCUUCUACAAUGAAAAUGGUUUUGGGAGGGCAAACAGACUUGGGCAAAGCAAAAGACUUAGCUNAAGGAGAAACAAGCGCAGCCGGUGCUCUGGUUAAAUCUGUUGGAAAUUCUUCUGUGGUUGCCAACAUGAGAAGAUAA
This is a messenger RNA of Arabis nemorensis, 681 nucleotides long. The record is from the annotation of a GenBank genome assembly. NCBI's taxonomy places the organism in Eukaryota, Viridiplantae, Streptophyta, Magnoliopsida, Brassicales, Brassicaceae.